This is a messenger RNA of Capra hircus (goat), 1069 nucleotides long. RefSeq names its product centrin-4. The record is from RefSeq and is a predicted model, not a curated record. Gene Ontology annotation, molecular function: calcium ion binding. Lineage: Eukaryota; Metazoa; Chordata; Mammalia; Artiodactyla; Bovidae. The transcript has 5 exons. Bases 135 to 635 code for a protein of 166 amino acids. Gene Ontology annotation, cellular component: centrosome; centriole. Gene Ontology annotation, biological process: centriole replication; nucleotide-excision repair; mitotic cell cycle.
CCUGGAUAGGCGGGGCUGCAGGAGAGAUCAGCGAAAGCGGCCUUAGCAACGGUUUGCUGGCUGUGAGCUACUGUUGGGCAGCUCGGCUGGCGGGUAAAGCUGGGAGGUGCCCGCCGGGGGCGCCGGUUGGAGACAUGGCAUCCAGACCAAGUUCAGACCAAUGGAAAAAAAAUGCAGCAAAAAUUGAAUUGAAUGAAACUCAAAAGCAAGAAAUUAAAGAGGCCUUUGAUUUAUUCGAUGUUGAUGGGUCUGGAACCAUAGAUGUGAAAGAACUGAAGAUUGCAAUGCGGGCCUUAGGAUUUGAGCCAAAGAAAGAAGAAAUUAAAAAGAUAAUAGCUGAAACUGACAAAGAAGGAAUUGGCACCAUUAGUUUUGAAGAAUUUUUUGCCAUAAUGAGCGUAAAAAUGAGUGAAAAGGAUGAAAAAGAAGAAAUACUGAAGGCUUUCAAAUUAUUUGAUGAUGAUGAUACAGGAAGUAUAUCACUGAACAAUAUCAAGAGGGUUGCUAAGGAACUAGGGGAAAAUUUAACAGAUGAUGAACUUCAGGAAAUGCUUGAUGAGGCUGAUCAUGAUGGGGAUGGAGAAAUAAACAAGGAAGAAUUUUUGAAAAUGAUGCAAAAGACCACUCUUUGUUAAUGCUGUCUUUUGUGCCUUCUGGAAAGUUGUUAACAAGUUUGUAUUGUUGUAAGUUCCAUAAUAGCUGAAUGUAUUCAUUUUCAGUGUUUAAGUUUAUAUACACAAACUCUUGAUGUCUAAUCCAUGUGAGAAGUUACAUGUUGCUACCAAUAUGUUGUUAAAUCUAUAACAUCAAGAAAUAAAAUGUAGUGACUUCCUUAAACUAUGAAUCUGAAGAACAGUAUUAAUUACAAGUGCUGUUUUUGGAGCUCCAGGUUCUAAAACUUAGAUUUUCUUUUAAUUUAUGGAAAUUGGCCCCACAUCAUAUGAAUUUGGCAAUCCAGCCACUACUUUCCCUAUUAUUUUCCUUUUGUGCAACUCUAAAAAUGAACAUUUGCUUUUUAACUGAUUAUUCAGAUAUGUAAAGUCUUAAAUAAAACUGUCUGGGAGCUUCA